AUGUUUCAGGUGCGAGGUCGUCCACAGCCGCAAGAUGUUUUAUGGUCCUUAAAUGGAGUGAAUCUCGAAUACGGUCGGUUGGGAGGUCGUCUCCAAAUACAUCAAGUUCCACGACAGUUCGGCGUUGAAAGUCGGUUGGCGAUCCAAAGUGUACGGGAUUCCGAUUUUGGCACUUAUAACUGUACUGCCUAUAACGAGCUGGGAAAUGAUUUUCAAACAGUUGAGCUGAAACCGAAGAGCGUGGUUGAUGCCGUUAUU
Molecule: messenger RNA, 258 nt
Organism: Gongylonema pulchrum
Lineage: Eukaryota; Metazoa; Nematoda; Chromadorea; Rhabditida; Gongylonematidae
Source: the annotation of a GenBank genome assembly